AUUCAGUGUCUGACCGCAUGUUGAGAAUUCUGAGCUUCACAACCGGCUAGCAGUGAGAGACGAAAGGAUUGGGAGGGUCGCAUAAUGGGCAAAAAAAGUAAAAAGGAUAAAAAGGGAAAGGGAGCUGAUAAAAAUGCGGCCAAGAUGGAGAAAAAGAUCGUCAAACAUUCUAAGAAGGAGGAGGAAGAUCUAGAAACUCUAAUAGCUGAAUUCAGGCAACUUGAUGCAAAAAAGACUCAAAUCACAGAGGAGGCUUGUGCUCAUCCUUUGCCACGGUUGAAUGCAUCAUUGUCACCUCACCCUGAGAAAAAUGAAUUCAUCCUCUUUGGGGGUGAAUACUUCAAUGGCCACAAAACUUUUCUCUACAAUGAACUAUAUUUUUACAAUAUCAAGAAGAACUCAUGGACAAAACUGGAAAUCCCAAAUUCACCAGCUCCUCGUUCUGCUCACCAGGCUGUGGUGGUACCUCAAGACGGUGGACAACUUUGGGUGUUUGGAGGAGAAUUUGCAUCUCCUAAUGGUGAACAAUUUUACCAUUAUAAGGAUCUUUGGGUGCUAUAUCUUGCAACUAAAACAUGGGAACAAAUCAAGGCAACUGGUGGACCAUCAGGUAGAAGUGGACAUCGGAUGGUUGUUUGUAAGAGACAGAUCUUGGUGUUUGGUGGAUUCCAUGAAAGCACAAGGGAUUUUAUUUAUUACAACGAUCUUUAUUCCUUUAACUUGGAUACGUUCACGUGGUCAAAGUUAUUUCCAUCUGGGACCGGCCCAUGCCCUCGCUCAGGUUGUCAAAUGGCAUCCACUACAGAUGGCAAUGUAGUGAUAUAUGGGGGAUAUUCAAAACAGCGAGUAAAGAAAGAUGUAGAAAAGGGCAUUGUGUACUCUGAUAUGUUCCUCCUAAAAAAUGAAGGCAAAGAAUGUACAGACAAAUGGGUCUGGGUUCGCCUCAACCCUACAGGACUAAAGCCAUCACCACGAUCAGGCUUCUCUCUGGCUGUUGCCCCCAACAACCGUGCCAUUUUCUUUGGUGGUGUAUAUGAUGAAGAGGAGGAUGAAGACAUCCAAGGAGAAUUUUUUAAUGACAUUCAUAUUUAUGAUAUGGUGAAGAAUCGAUGGUUUGCUGUAGAAUUGAAGGGAUACAAGGGAGAGAAAAAAAAACGAAGACGUGGAAGAAAAGAGGAAGAUGGAACAGAAGUGAAAAGUGAAAAGCAAGACUUGCAGACUUCAACAGAAAUAGUCAAAGAAAUUGUAACUGAAGAUGGUACUCUCAUGACUAUAAAGCAGGUCAUAAACAACCCUGAUGCCAAAGCAGAUACAGAAAGUGAAGAGGAGAAGGAGGAAGAUGCUUCUGAAACUGGUCCCAUCAUUGAACCAUGUGCUCGGUCCAAUGCCAUGGGAGUUAUUAAAAAUGGUCUGUUUUAUAUCUAUGGUGGGAUGUUUGAAGUGGGAGACCGGCAAUUUACUUUAAACGACCUUUACUGCAUUGACCUGCACAAGAUGAAUGAAUGGAAGGUUCUGUUGGAAACUGAUCCAAAGAACCAAGAUUGGCUAGAAUCAGAUUCUGAGGACGAGGAAGAGUGUGAAGGAGCUGCAGGAGGAGAAGAUGAAGAGGAAGAGGAUGAUGAUGAGAGCAGUGAAGAAGAUGGAGAUGACCAUCCUCCAGUCCAGUCAGAAGAACCUUAUUCAGAAUACUUGUCACGCACAGAAUCAUACUGGAUUCAACUAGCCAAAGAUAAUUUGGGCCAAACUGCCAAAGAGAAAAAAGCUUUGAAGAUGGCACAAGCAAUGGCAAAGACAUUUUAUGAUGGCAAUGUUUGAUGGUCAGAAUUAUGCAGAUCUGAAUUCUUGUCACUAAUCAUUUGUUAAUAUGCUGAAGUUUAUUGUUCAUUAAAUUUAUUCAGAUA
Molecule: messenger RNA, 1901 nt
Organism: Chiloscyllium plagiosum (whitespotted bambooshark)
Lineage: Eukaryota; Metazoa; Chordata; Chondrichthyes; Orectolobiformes; Hemiscylliidae
Source: RefSeq, a predicted model, not a curated record